Molecule: messenger RNA, 759 nt
Organism: Danaus chrysippus (African queen)
Lineage: Eukaryota; Metazoa; Arthropoda; Insecta; Lepidoptera; Nymphalidae
Source: the annotation of a GenBank genome assembly
AUGGGUGUAAAGUGUGAGCAGUUUCGUGCGCUGGCGCAUCCCGAGUGUCGCUCUUUGUUGCCGCUAACCUGUGUGCCGCCGGGACGAGCACUAGCGCACCAGGAGGGUAGUAUAGCUGACUUCGCACCGUCUACUCCGCCGAUGGUCCCAGCUCUUUUGGUUCACUGUAUUAAUGAAGUGGAGAAGAGAGGACUCACUGAGAGAGGGAUCUACCGCAUAUGUGCUGUGGAUAAAGACGUUAAGAGACUUAAGGAGCGUUUCCUCCGCGGCUGUGGGUCCCCCUCUCUCUCCAGCGAGGACGUGCACGUCAUCUGUGGUUGUAUCAAAGACUUCCUCCGCUCCCUCAAGGAGCCUCUAGUAUCGAGCGCCUUGUGGGCUGACUUCAUGAACGCAGCCUCACUAGCCGAGCCCAGUGACGUCACAGCUCAAAUGGUCCACGCUGUGUCUCAACUACCACAGCCCAAUAGAGACACGCUAGCAUUCCUCGUGUUGCAUUUACAGAAAGUAUCUGAAAGUCCUGGAUGUGAAAUGGGUGUUGACAACUUAGCUCGUAUGUUCGCCCCGAGCGUGGUGGGCUACGGACUAACGACUGCUGCCCAAAUGUAUACCGCCACUGAGAAGAUAUUCACUGUGAUGCAAGUAUUAUUCAACCUACCGGGCGACUACUGGUCCCAGUGGGCGUGUCCCUCCGAUGUGAGUUCACCUCUCAAUACAAAUAGACCCCGAGGAUUCUUCUUCUCUCCCGCUGAUACUGGGUAA